Messenger RNA from Adineta steineri, 1074 nucleotides. NCBI's taxonomy places the organism in Eukaryota, Metazoa, Rotifera, Eurotatoria, Adinetida, Adinetidae. The record is from the annotation of a GenBank genome assembly.
AUGCCCAAAGUGUAUUUGACUCGUCGAGAAACAUUCUCUACAGCACAUCGUCUUCAUUCAUCUUAUUUAUCUGAUGAAGAUAAUAUGCGUAUAUUCGACAAAUGUAAUAAUCCCAACGGACAUGGUCAUAACUAUGUGCUUGAAGUCACUGUUUUUGGUCAUGUAGAUGCCCGCACAGGAAUGGUCAUGAAUAUUGCUGAUCUGAAAUAUUUAAUACAAGAACAUGUACUAAAAUUCAUUGAUCAUAAACAUCUCGAUAAGGACGUCGAUUAUUUUCGUGAAACGAAAACUACAUUGUGUGCAUUAGCUGUAUAUAAUAUAACAAUAAUUGAUCUUCCAUUUCCGUUAGCUCUUUAUAAAAAGCUUUUAAAUAAAGGAAAUAUUGAUCUUGAUGAUAUGAAAUCAUUAUCUCCACAAUUAUAUAAAAGUUUGAAAUAUUUAUUAAAUUAUAAAGAAGAUGAUCUUGAAACAAGUCUUUGUUAUACAUUUGAAAUUGAACGUGAAGUAUAUGAAGAAAAAUCUCGAAUUGAAUUAAAACCUGGUGGUGCAUCAAUAAUGGUUAAUCAAAAGAAUAAACAAGAAUUUAUUGAUUUAUAUAUUAAUUAUGUAUUUAAUAAAUCAUGUGAAAAACAAUUUCAAGCAUUUUCAAAUGGUUUUCGUCGAGUUAUUAAUUCUAAACCGCUUGAACUAUUUUAUCCCGAUGAAUUAAUGUCAUUUGUUAUUGGUAAUACCAAUUAUGAUUGGAAUGAAUUUCAGAAAAAAACUGAAUAUAAAGGAGAAUAUCAUGCAAAUCAUCCGGUGAUUCAAUGGUUUUGGCAAGUGUUUCAUAAGUUAGAUGAACCCGAGAGAAAGAAAUUUCUUCUAUUUUUAACUGGUUCCGAUCGAGUACCUGUUUUUGGAUGGAGUCAAACUCAACCGAUGACAAUUCAACGAAGUCAUACAGAUGAUAUACAUUUACCUGUUAGUCAUACAUGUUUUAAUGUUCUUGAUUUACCAUCAUAUUCAUCAAAAGAAGUUCUUAAAACUAAAUUAAUUGAUGCUAUUCAACAUAAUCAAGGUUUCAAUUUGGUUUAG